Laccaria bicolor S238N-H82 is the source of this 357-nucleotide messenger RNA. RefSeq lists its product as uncharacterized. NCBI's taxonomy places the organism in Eukaryota, Fungi, Basidiomycota, Agaricomycetes, Agaricales, Hydnangiaceae. The transcript is spliced from 4 exons. The record is from RefSeq and is a predicted model, not a curated record. The coding region runs from base 1 to 357 and encodes 118 amino acids.
AUGAGGGACGGCAACAACGAUUCACCACCACUGAUGGCGACUGCACACCACUACCACCACAACGGCCAUGAGUGCCCACCACCUACGCCGACAGUCAUUCGAACGUGCCAUGUCGAUGGCAACACCAAGACCCCACAACGAGGGAUGACAACAACAACAACGAUACAUGCACCACCACCUUCCACCAAUGACUGGACAGAGUACCUACACAACUACCACCAACCCAGACUACCCACGGACCGCGACAAGUGCCCAUCACCAGCAUCACCAACCCAGAUGACCUUCACAACGAUGAACAACACCACAACAACACGGGACAGUGUCACUGACAAUGCAACAACAACAUGGGCAGGAUGA